UUCCCAGGUUCAUGACUCCUUCAGCAAUGGAGCUGCAGGUCACACUGAUCCUCAGCUGCCUGCUUUUCUCUACAGCGCUGGCACUGCAGUGUUACCUGUGCGUACCUGAUCCUUCAGGAAAUUGUGAAAACACGGUGAUGGAUUGCCCAGAUCAGUGCGGCAGCAUGACCUUAACCAUGAACAUAGGUGGUACGAUUAAGAACAUCAGUACGAAGUCUUGCAUGUCAGCGACAGAGUGCGUCAACGGGAGUGUAAACCUAGCAGAUCUGAUGAGCAUCACCAAUACGAAGUGUUGCACUACUGACCUCUGCAACGAAGAAACACCGCCAGCUCUAACAAAUCAGCCCUCCAAUGGACAGAGGUGUUACGCUUGCGCUGGAGAGACGUGUAGCGGGGAUUGUCAGGGACGUGACUGCAUCAACACAAUAGGUGAAAAUAAAACUGUGGAUUGUGUAGGAAAUGAAGAUCGUUGCAUUAAUAUAACAGUUAGUGCAUUUGGAUUUACAACAUCUAUGGAAGGAUGUGCAACCAAAAGUGUUUGUGACUCGGCUCCAGCCAGGAAUUUGAUGGGAUUAGGUAUAGCUACAGGUGUGCAGUGUUGUGAGGGGUAUCUGUGUAACAUAGCUGAGAGCAACACACUGAGUUUCCUCGUCAUGCUCGUCCCUCUGCUUUCCUCCAUCAUUUUCUACUGAGACUUUUUUUGGAUAAAUUUUUCAUUUAAAAGUUUCUGAAAAAUAAACGAUGAUGAUUGACAUUAUGAGUCUACAAGGAGCCAUUUUAAUAUCUUUUACCAGUCUAACAGUGCUGAAAUUAACUGGAUUGUUAUUUCAUGAAAGACAAAUAAAAGGUAAACAUUA
Messenger RNA from Ictalurus punctatus (channel catfish), 857 nucleotides. RefSeq names its product phospholipase A2 inhibitor and Ly6/PLAUR domain-containing protein. Bases 12 to 692 code for a protein of 226 amino acids. The transcript is spliced from 6 exons. NCBI's taxonomy places the organism in Eukaryota, Metazoa, Chordata, Actinopteri, Siluriformes, Ictaluridae. The record is from RefSeq and is a predicted model, not a curated record.